UCCCUUAGCCCACUUGAUUCUAGCAUCUACCAUACCGGCAUACCCGAUUGUGGGAGGCAGCAAUACCAAGAAGUGGGAGUAUGUAGAGAGACACAAGGAUCUGUACAAAGACGUGAUGAAGAAUCACCGGCCCCUCACAUCACUGGAUGGACCCAGUAACAGAGAUACCCCAGAGAGAUGUCCUCGUCCUCCUUAUUCCCAGGAUUGUACAGAGGAGAAUCACAGGAUUCCCCAGGAGGAUCAGGGGGAAAACCUGUCUAAUAUUAAGGUAGAAGAUAAAGAGGAAGAAGACAUGGAUGUGAGGGGUGAUCAGCAGUGUAAGGAGGAGGAAAUCCCUACAGAUAUCACCACAGCAGAUGGACACAAAAGCAUUAAUACGCCGGAGGGAUGUCUCAUUUUGUCUCAAGAUUUUAAAACCGAAGAUACCAAAUUCACAAGAUAUUCUCCAGAAGAAACCAGCAUUACCCUAACUAUAGAUCCAGAACUUCAAAGUGCAGAUAAAUCACUUGAUACCUCUAAUCUUGAGGACUGUUUUCCUGAUCACUCAAACAUUUCUACACCUAAUACAGCUCAUACAGGUGCUAACAUUUUUCACUGUUCUGAUUGUGGUAAUUUUUUUAUAGAGCAGUCAGUCUUUAUUAGGCAUCAGAGAACUCACACAGGUGAGAAGCCAUUUUCAUGUGCUCAGUGUGGGAAAUGCUUUACCCGGAAAUCACAUCUUCUAAUACAUCAGAUAAUUCACACAGGUGAAAAGCCAUUUCCAUGUUCUAAAUGCGAGAAAUGUUUUACACAUAAAUCAAAUCUUGUUAAACACCAUAGAAUUCACACAGGUGAGAAGCCAUUUCCAUGUUCUGAAUGUGAGAAAUGUUUUACACGUAAAUCAAGUCUUGUUAAACACCAUAGAAUUCACACAGGUGAGAAGCCAUUUCUAUGUUCUGAGUGUGGGAAAUGUUUUACAAACAAAUCAGAUCUUGUUACACACACGAGAACUCACACAGGUGAGAAGCUAUUUACAUGUUCUGAGUGUGGUAAAGGUUUUUUAAACAAAUCAUGUCUUGCUAUACAUAAGAGAAGUCACACAGGUGAGAAGCCAUUUCCUUGUGCUGACUGUGGGAAAUGUUUUGCACAAAAAUCACAUCUUGCCACACAUCAGAGAAGUCACACAGGUGAGAAACCAUUUGCAUGUUCUGAAUGUGGGAAAUGUUUUAUAGAGAGAAAAGCUCUUCUUGUACAUAAGAUAGCUCACACAGGUGAGAAACUAUAUCCAUGUUCUGAAUGUGGGAAAUGUUUUAACCGGAAAGCAUAUCUGAUCAUACAUGGGAGAAGGCACACAGGUGAGAAACCAUUUUCAUGCUCUGAGUGUGGGAAAUGUUUUGCACAUAAAACACAUCUUGCAACACAUCAGAAAAUUCACAUAGGUAAGAAACCAUUUACAUGUUCUGUAUGUGGUAAAUGUUUUAUAGAGAGAAAACGUCUUGUUGUACAUCAGAGAAGUCACACAGGUGAGAAACCAUUUCCGUGCUCUGAGUGUGGGAAAUGUUUUAUAGAGAAACAAACUCUUGUUAAACAUCAGAGAACUCACACAGGUGAGAAACCAUUUUCAUGCUCUGAGUGUGGGAAAUGUUUUACCCAGAAAUCAGAUCUUAUUAGACAUCAGAGUACUCACAAAGGUGUGAAACCAUUCUAAUUAGCAUGUCCUGAGGGGGUUAUUCAGAUUGGUUAGCAAGACAAAAAAAGUUAGCAGUUGGGCAAAACCAUGCUGCACUGCAGGGGGGGGGGGGGGCAGAUGUAACUUGAGACUUUAGUGGGUUAUAUUUUUUCUGUGCAUGUUAAAUACUGUCUGCUUUAUUUUACACUGCUAUUUUGAUUUCAGGUUGAACAUACCGCACCCAAAUCUUAAGCUAGGUACACACUAAACAAUUAUUGGGCCGAUUUGCCAAUAAUUGGGUGCACAUGGUUUUGCCCAAUUGUUAACUUUUUUGGUUUGCUAACAAACCUGAAUAACUCCCUGAGUGUGUUAAAUUGCUCACACAGAUGUUUUUCUUAGACACAAGAAAAUAAAUUUAAUUGAGCUGAUAGACAUCAAUCAUUGUUACUUCUACCUAAAUAUAAUUAAUGUUGAAAUGAUUAACAUUAAUAAAUAGACAUAAUUACAA
Messenger RNA from Pseudophryne corroboree (corroboree frog), 2156 nucleotides. Its product is annotated as gastrula zinc finger protein XlCGF26.1-like. Gene Ontology annotation, molecular function: DNA-binding transcription factor activity, RNA polymerase II-specific; RNA polymerase II cis-regulatory region sequence-specific DNA binding. Gene Ontology annotation, cellular component: chromatin; PcG protein complex; transcription regulator complex. The coding region runs from base 116 to 1687 and encodes 523 amino acids. The record is from RefSeq and is a predicted model, not a curated record. Lineage: Eukaryota; Metazoa; Chordata; Amphibia; Anura; Myobatrachidae. Gene Ontology annotation, biological process: regulation of transcription by RNA polymerase II. The transcript is spliced from 5 exons.